Molecule: messenger RNA, 1165 nt
Organism: Dioscorea cayenensis subsp. rotundata (Guinea yam)
Lineage: Eukaryota; Viridiplantae; Streptophyta; Magnoliopsida; Dioscoreales; Dioscoreaceae
Product: syntaxin-132-like
Exons: 13
Coding region: 155-1072 (305 amino acids)
Biological process (GO): intracellular protein transport; vesicle fusion; exocytosis
Cellular component (GO): SNARE complex; plasma membrane; endomembrane system
Molecular function (GO): SNAP receptor activity; SNARE binding
Source: RefSeq, a predicted model, not a curated record
GCCUAUCUUCCCCGAUUCGGGAAACGCAAGCCUGGUCAUCUCUCAAAGCUCGCGUCUUUCCUCUUGAUUUCGCUGAAAAAUCAAAGCUUUUGAUCUUGUUCGCUGAUCUAGAUCGAGGACUUUGUUUGUAGUUCUUGUUUUCAAUCUAUCCAAGAUGCAUAACCUUCUCACGGAUUCUUUCGAGCUUUCGCGAGGCCAGACAUCCCGAGACGGGGAUAUUGAACUAGGAACACAGGUUGUGACAAACACUGGAGAGAUUGGUCUGGAUGAUUUCUUUAAGAAGGUUCAAGGUAUUGAGAAGCAAAUUCAGAAUCUUUCAAUGCUAUUGAAAAAGCUUCAGGAUGCAAAUGAGGAGUCAAAAGGUGUCACCAAGGCAGCUGCCAUGAAAUCAAUCAAACAGCGAAUGGAGAAAGAUAUCGAUGAAGUCGGAAAAGUUGCACGAAUUGUAAAAGUGAAACUAGAGGAACUGGAUAAAGAUAAUUUGUUGAAUAGAGAAAAGCCAGGAUGUGAAAAGGGAUCGGGAGUAGAUCGGUCAAGAAUAUCAACAACUAUAGCGCUGAAGAAGAAGUUGAAAGAGAGGAUGUCUGACUUUCAGACUCUGAGGGAAACAAUCCAUCAGGAGUACAGAGAGGUUGUUGAGAGACGGGUUUUUACAGUGACUGGCAAUCAUGCAGAUGAACAGACAAUUGAUAGAUUGAUUGAAACUGGGGAUAGUGAGCAAAUAUUCCAGAAAGCCAUUCAGGAACAAGGAAGGGGCCAGAUAGUUGAAACCCUGGCAGAAAUCCAGGAGCGUCAUGACGCUGUGAGGGAGAUCGAAAAGAAGCUUACUGACUUGCAACAGAUUUUCCUCGACAUGGCUGUGUUGAUUGAGGCUCAAGGUGACAUGCUUGACAACAUUGAAGCACAGGUCACAAACGCUGAUGAUCAUAUUCAGUCUGGAAUUGGUGCCCUCCAAAAGGCGAGGAGACUACAAAAAAAUACUCGGAAAUGUACAUGCAUAGCUAUAAUUAUCCUCAUAAUCAUCAUUGCUGUUGUUCUCCUUGUUGUACUUAAACCAUGGUCAAAAAACUAGUUCCCCUUGUAUGGUGUAAUAGGUGUGGAAUUACAAUAAUACUACUGCAGCUGUAUACUUUUUGUAGAUAAAUAUGAUAGAGAUUUUCCUUGA